GAGGGGUAAACUAGGCCUAUUUGCUCUGCAGUGACCAACAAUCAUUGCGUCAUGAAAAUCACAGCCCUACAGCUGCCCAUCACUAGUGUCUUAUGUCUUUUCCUUCUAAGUGCUGACGCCGAGCCCGACAGAAAUUGUCAAACGAUUAAAAUUGGGGAUACCUGCUCGGAGAUUGCCAUCUCAUGCGGAAUCGAUCUAGAUGCUCUGUACAAAAUCAAUCCGUCCUUGAUUGACGGCCAAGCUUGCGAUAAUCUGACGAUUGGAGAAGCUAUUUGCUGUCAAGCAGCAAGAAACGCCAAAGAGAAUUGGAACACUGGCGACGGAAACGUCAAAUGGCAAUUCAAUUGCGAUUAUUACGGGCACGAUUUGGAGCGGUUGCCGAGUUCCGGCGAAAAUUGCGGAGGCCUCUGUGUUGCCAACCCCAAAUGCACCCAUUUUCGUUACACUGACGAUGGCUACUGUUACUUGAAGACAUUACCGUUAACUACUUUUCGUACCCCCGCCAGAGGUGGCGUGUGCGGCUAUCUCCCGUUUAAAUCCGAAUCACCACCUCGGGACGUUUGGAAUUCCGGAGAGGGUGGCGUCAAGUGGCUUCUCAACUGCGAUUUUUACGGCAACGACAUCGGGCGAAUCGAGACUACCGGAGAGCAAUGCGGUGGCCUAUGCGUUGCCAAUCCUCAAUGCAACCAUUUUCGCCACAGCGAUGGGACCUGUUACCUUAAAAAAACCUCUUUGAAUACUCCUCGUACACCCAUCAACGGUGGCAUGUGUGGUUACGUGCCAUCCAGGGAUUUUGACUUCUCUUCUCCAAAUUCUUCUUUCAGCAGCAGUUGUCCGGCAGUUGGCGGAUUAGAGUCGAAAUGCCGGCCGGUCAAAGAUUGCGCUGUAUGGUACGAUCUCGUUUUGGCCACUCCCGGCGCGGGCUGCGCCUUAGUCGAUGGCGGUCCGGGAGCUUGCUGUCCAGAUCUUCCUGCAAACAGUUACGGAGCACCUCCUCUGCAAGAAAACGAGAAGAAAGCCAAGCAAUAUAAUCUCGAAUUUAAUUCACCUAAACAACAGUUCAUUUCUGGAAGUAUUGACAAGUUCUCUGUGAACUCGGCGGCUGAGGCCGGUCGACUGGAGAUGAAGGUCACCGAUACGAUAGAGACUCAACUCUUCGUGCACAACAUUUUCGUUUUGCCCGGCUCGUCUCGUGCUACACACGCGCUGGUCUUCACCAGCACAGCGGAAUCAGAGAAAAUGAGUCGUGACGCAAUGAUCGAAGCUUACACCGUCACUGAGAUUGUCAAAAGAUUUAACAUUAAGCCGGAAUAUGUUGAGAGGACCCUGAGACAAUUCAACUUAAAGGACACGAUUUUGUCGGGAACGUGCACCGCCGAUCCUGUUUGUGACGAAAAAACAAUCCGUUCCCCUUACAGAACGUUGGAUGGAUCGUGCAACAACAUCCAGCGACCUUCCUUGGGAAAAUCGCUCACACAAUUCCAACGGGCUCUUCCUUCUGCUUACGCUGACGGUGUGCGGACUCCCAGACGAGCUAAAAAUGGCGGUGAACUUCCCAGCGCUCGCUUGGUGUCAACAACCGUCGCCCGCGAUAUUGAUUCUCCCAGCGAAACCGACACGACUUGGGUCAUGCAGUACGGACAGUUUAUCGAUCACGAUUUCACGAAAACUCCUGAAUUCAAAAUGGCCAAUGGAAGCACUAUUCCGUGCUGUAUGCCGGAUGGGAAAUUUAUCGAGAAAGAGCUGAUCCAUCCCGAGUGUUUUCCGAUUGAGAUUCCGGAGAACGAUUCUUUUUUCUCCAAGUUUGGCCAACGUUGUAUGCCCUUGGUCCGUUCGGCACCGAUUCGCAGGUUGGAUUGCACCUUCGGGGCCUCCGAACAGAUGAACCAAUUCACGCACUUUUUGGACCAAUCCAACGUCUACGGUUUCGACGACAAAACAGCGCGGGAAUUACGAACGUUUGAAAAAGGCGGCAUGAAAGUCACUCCCAGGGACGAAUUAGAUUUACUCCCAGCCGACGAGGAGUCUAAGGUGUCGUGUACCUUGUCCAAAACAGUGUCCGGAAUCGAUCCACCCACCGAUGUCAAGUGCUUCAAAACAGGAGAUACACCUCGAGUGAACGAGCACCCCAAUUUAGCCGUGACCCAUACAAUUUUCUUGCGUGAACACAACCGACUGGCGGCUGAACUGGCCCGUUUGAAUCCCGGAUGGGACGACGAGCGUCUCUACCAGGAGGCCAAACGAAUUCUGGCCGCUCAAAUGCAGCACAUCACCUUCAACGAAUGGCUGCCCAUCAUUAUCGGUCGAGCGAAAAUGCAGGAACUCGGUCUGCUGCCACUGCAACAAGGUUCCAGUCAAGAUUACGACAAGAACCUCAAUCCGUCCAUUUUGAACGAAUUUGCUGCAGCCGCUUUCCGGUUCGGCCACACCCUCAUCCAAGGGAAGCAUCAUUUGACUAAUCAGCGGAGGACCAAGGAACGAGAAAUCCUGUUACGUCAACACUUUUUCAAAACGCAAGAGAUAUACACGCCGGGCAAUCUCGACAAGUUUCUCAUUGGAUUGGCCAGUCAGCCCAGUCAAAAUGCGGAAAACUAUUUCACCCAGGAGGUGACAAAUCAUUUGUUUGAAGAGCAAGGCAAGGGUUUCGGCUUGGAUUUGGUUUCACUUAACCUCCAACGCGGUCGUGAUCAUGGUAUUCCCGGCUAUAAUGCCUAUCGGACCCAAUGUGGCUUGCCACCUGCCGACCAAUUCAGCGACCUUCUUAAUUUGAUUUCCCCGGCGAUUGUGGAUAAAUUUGCAAAAUUGUACAAAACGGUUGACGACAUCGACCUGUUCAUCGGAGCCAUGUCAGAGCGAUUGGCUCCAGGUGCUUUGGUGGGACCCACUUUUCAGUGCAUCAUAGCCGAUCAAUUUCUGAAAUUCAAACGGGGCGAUCGCUUCUUCUACGAUCUCGCUGGACAGCCCAGCAGUUUCACCGAAGAUCAACUGACUGAAAUCCGACGUGCUAGUUUUGCCCGUCUUGUCUGUGACAACAGCAACGUGAAAUCCAGUCAGCCGCUAAUUUUUAAAACCCCAUCUCACGUAAACCCGAUUUUGAAUUGCGAUUCCGGCUCUAUCCCUCGUCUUAACCUUCGCCCAUUCGGGGUGGAAGAUCGCUGGCCGGAAUACAACAACGGUGACGGCGGAGUCAAAUGGCUCCAGAAUUGCGACUUCCCCGGCUACGAUCUGAGUCGAAAGACCAUCCCGGGAGAACAGUGCGGCAGACUCUGCAUCAAUGACGGCAAGUGCAACGCGUUUACCUACAACUCGGUGACGGGAAUCUGUUUCUUGAAAGACAUUCCGUCGUCGUAUGGCCGCUCACCUUUUGACGGAGCCAUCUGCGGCUUACUUCCAUGGAAAUUUUAAUGUUUAACUUUGAAUCGACUGCUCAAAAUCUGUCCUAUUGCAGGUAGAUUUGUAUCGCGCCUUCGUGUUAGCAGUCUA
Messenger RNA from Daphnia pulicaria, 3483 nucleotides. RefSeq names its product peroxidase-like. The transcript has 16 exons. The record is from RefSeq and is a predicted model, not a curated record. Lineage: Eukaryota; Metazoa; Arthropoda; Branchiopoda; Diplostraca; Daphniidae. Gene Ontology annotation, biological process: proteolysis; response to oxidative stress. Gene Ontology annotation, molecular function: peroxidase activity; protein binding; heme binding. The coding region runs from base 52 to 3405 and encodes 1117 amino acids. Gene Ontology annotation, cellular component: extracellular region.